AUGAAACGUGGAUCUGUGAUCGGAAAUAUCGCUAAGGAUGUUGGACUUGAUUUGAGCAGAUUGUCCGCUCGCAGGGCGCGCGUGGACUCCGAGGACAACGGAGUCCAGUUCUGCAGUGUGAACCUCAACACGGGAGAGCUGCUUGUUCAGGAGAGGAUUGACAGAGAGGGCCUUUGUGCGAAGAAGACUUCAUUAAACUCAGAUGACGGCGCUUUGUACGUCCACGGCCGCAUUGACAGAGAGCAGCUGUGUCAGGGCAGCGUGUCUGAAAACUCCAAACCAGGCACAGUAGUUUCUCUCAUCCGCGUCAAAGACAAAGACUCUGGAGUGAAUGGUAAAAUCAUCGCUCGCAUCACAAACAACGUGCCUUUUGAGCUCAAACCCUCGUAUAAAGAAAACACAUAUUCAGUUGUCACUAAAGACUUCCUGGACAGAGAGAAGGAAGUGACUGACCACAGUCUGUUUGGCUUGGACCGCUACACAGGACAGAUCAGGACACUUCGCUCAUUCACAGAGACAGACGAGGCCCAGCACAAACUCGUCAUACUGGUCAAAGACAAUGGCAACGUGUCGCUCUCAGCUACAGCUACUGUGCUUGUCAAAGUGGUGGAGGCCAGAGAGGCGUCUGCAGCUUCUGACGUGAAGAGCUCCGCUAAAGACGCUGAGGACACUAAUGUGACUUUUUACCUGAUGAUAACUCUGGCCUUGGUCUCAGCUCUGUUCAUUAUCAGUAUCAUUGUGCUGAUUGCAAUGCAGUGCUCCAAGUCCAGCACUGACUACACCUCCAAGUACUUACAGGACACAAACUAUGACGGGACUCUGUGCCACAGCAUCCAGUACAGAUCUGGAGACAAGCGCUACAUGUUAGUGGGACCCAGAAUGAGCGUAGGCUCCACUAUAGUCCCAGGGAGCCAAGCCAACACACUAGUGCUGCCGGACAGGAGGAGGCCCUCUGAGGAGGAAGUGACUGACCACAGUCUGUUUGGCUUGGACCGCUACACAGGACAGAUCAGGACACUUCGCUCAUUCACAGAGACAGACGAGGCCCAGCACAAACUCGUCAUACUGGUCAAAGACAAUGGCAACGUGUCGCUCUCAGCUACAGCUACUGUGCUUGUCAAAGUGGUGGAGGCCAGAGAGGCGUCUGCAGCUUCUGACGUGAAGAGCUCCGCUAAAGAGUCUGAGGACACUAAUGUGACUUUUUACCUGAUGAUAACUCUGGCCUCGGUCUCAGCUCUGUUCAUUAUCAGUAUCAUUGUGCUGAUUGCAAUGCAGUGCUCCAAGUCCAGCACUGACUACACCUCCAAGUACUUACAGGACACAAACUAUGACGGGACUUUGUGUCACAGCAUCCAGUACAGAUCUGGAGACAAGCGCUACAUGUUAGUGGGACCCAGAAUGAGCGUAGGCUCCACUAUAGUCCCAGGGAGCCAAGCCAACACACUAGUGCUGCCGGACAGGAGGAGGCCCUCUGAGGAGGAAGUGACUGACCACAGUCUGUUUGGCUUGGACCGCUACACAGGACAGAUCAGGACACUUCGCUCAUUCACAGAGACAGACGAGGCCCAGCACAAACUCGUCAUACUGGUCAAAGACAAUGGCAACGUGUCGCUCUCAGCUACAGCUACUGUGCUUGUCAAAGUGGUGGAGGCCAGAGAGGCGUCUGCAGCUUCUGACGUGAAGAGCUCCGCUAAAGACGCUGAGGACACUAAUGUGACUUUUUACCUGAUGAUAACUCUAGCCUCGGUCUCAGCUCUGUUCAUCAUCAGUAUCAUUGUGCUGAUUGCAAUGCAGUGCUCCAAGUCCAGCACUGACUACACCUCCAAGUACUUACAGGACACAAACUAUGACGGGACUCUGUGCCACAGCAUCCAGUACAGAUCUGGAGACAAGCGCUACAUGUUAGUGGGACCCAGAAUGAGCGUAGGCUCCACUAUAGUCCCAGGGAGCCAAGCCAACACACUAGUGCUGCCGGACAGGAGGCCCUCUGAGGAGGAAGUGACUGACCACAGUCUGUUUGGCUUGGACCGCUACACAGGACAGAUCAGGACACUUCGCUCAUUCACAGAGACAGACGAGGCCCAGCACAAACUCGUCAUACUGGUCAAAGACAAUGGCAACGUGUCGCUCUCAGCUACAGCUACUGUGCUUGUCAAAGUGGUGGAGGCCAGAGAGGCGUCUGCAGCUUCUGACGUGAAGAGCUCCGCUAAAGACGCUGAGGACACUAAUGUGACUUUUUACCUGAUGAUAACUUUGGCCUCGGUCUCAGCUCUGUUCAUCAUCAGUAUCAUUGUGCUGAUUGCAAUGCAGUGCUCCAAGUCCAGCACUGACUACACCUCCAAGUACUUACAGGACACAAACUAUGACGGGACUCUGUGCCACAGCAUCCAGUACAGAUCUGGAGACAAGCGCUACAUGUUAGUGGGACCCAGAAUGAGCGUAGGCUCCACUAUAGUCCCAGGGAGCCAAGCCAACACACUAGUGCUGCCGGACAGGAGGAGGCCCUCUGAGGAGUUCCGCUUUUGGUCAAAUGGUGGUAGUGUGGUUUACAAAUGA
Knipowitschia caucasica is the source of this 2556-nucleotide messenger RNA. The record is from the annotation of a GenBank genome assembly. NCBI's taxonomy places the organism in Eukaryota, Metazoa, Chordata, Actinopteri, Gobiiformes, Gobiidae.